AUGUGUUACACAAGAAGUAACAACAACUACUGCAACACCUACAACAACUACUGCCAUAACUACAACAACACCUACUACAAUAACUUCUACAACAUCUCCAGUAUCUACAACACUGCCAGGAACUACAACUACUGCAACACCUACCACAGCAGUUACUACAACAAAACCUACUACAAUAACAACUACGGCAAAUACUACAACAACAGCUACUCACCGACAACAAUAAUUACAACUCCUACUACAAUUACUACAACAACACCUACAACAAUUACAACACCUGCUACAAUUACUACUACAGCACCUACAACAGCAAAUACUACAACACCUACAAUAAUUACUACUACAACACCUACAACAAUAAAUACAACACCUGCUACAAUUACUACUACAGCACCUACAACAGCAAAUACUACAACACCUACAAUAAUUACUACUACAACACCUACAACAAUAAUUACAACACCUGCUACAAUUACUACUACAACACCUACAACAGCAAAUACUACAACAACGCCUACUACAAUUACUACUACUGCACCUACAACAGCAAAUACUACAACACCUACAAUAAUUACUACUACAGCACCUACAACAAUAAUUACAACACCUGCUACAAUUACUACUACAGCACCUACAACAGCAAAUACUACAACACCUGCUACAAUUACUACUACAGCACCUACAACAAUAAUUACAACACCUGCUACAAUUACUACUACAGCACCUACAACAAUAAUUACAACACCUGCUACAAUUACUACUACAGCACCUACAACAAUAAUUACAACACCUGCUACAAUUACUACUACAGCACCUACAACAGCAAAUACUACAACACCUACUACAAUUACUACUACAGCACCUACAACAAUAAUUACAACACCUGCUACAAUUACUACUACAGCACCUACAACAGCAAAUACUACAACACCUACAAUAAUUACUACUACAACACCUACAACAAUAAUUACAACACCUGCUACAAUUACUACUACAACACCUACAACAGCAAAUACUACAACAACGCCUACUACAAUUACUACUACAGCACCUACAACAGCAAAUACUACAACACCUACAAUAAUUACUACUACAACACCUACAACAAUAAUUACAACACCUGCUACAAUUACUACUACAGCACCUACAACAGCAAAUACUACAACACCUACUACAAUUACUACUACAGCACCUACAACUACAACACCAACAAGCAAUUCAACAACUACAACACCAUCAACCAAUCCAACAACAACUACAACACCAACAAGCAAUGCUGCAGGGAGCUUCCGGUUAGGGUGCACGCUGGCGCUGUUAGCUGCCGCUACCCACGGAGAAUAUUUUUAAAGAACUUUUUAAAGAACU
Danio rerio (zebrafish) is the source of this 1365-nucleotide messenger RNA. The record is from RefSeq and is a predicted model, not a curated record. NCBI's taxonomy places the organism in Eukaryota, Metazoa, Chordata, Actinopteri, Cypriniformes, Danionidae.